AUAUGGUCAUUGUAGGGUCACUCUCAAUAAUAUUUUCCCUUCCCAUUGCUUACAGUCUCUCUUCUUGUAAUUUAAAUCAAACCUUCUACCCCAAUUCUCUCUCAGAGCUCAGAAUCUGCAGCUCUACCACUUCUUCCAAAACCCCUCCAUUAUGAAGAACGCUAACAGCAACACAAAACUAAUCCUUCUCCACCCUUAUAUCCAAAAACAAGGAAGCUCCAAUCGCCUAUGGCUUUUAGCCUUCAUAUCCUUCUUUACAUUAGCCUUCCUUGCCACCCUUAUUUACACAAGAGACACAACCUCAUCUUCCUCUACCACUACCUCUUCCACCCCAUUAUCUAGUUUCGCUAACACCCCUUUACCAUCCACUGUAAUCAACACCCUCCUCCACUAUGCCUCCAAAUCCAACGACACCUUCCACAUGCCCCACUCAGACCUAAAAACCAUCUCUGACGUGCUCCGAAAGUGUCCCUCACCAUGCAACUUCCUCAUCUUCGGCCUCACCCAUGAGACCCUCCUUUGGAAAGCCCUCAACCACAACGGAAGAACCGUCUUCAUCGAUGAAAACCGGUACUACGCCGCGUACUUCGAAGAAAAACACCCUGAAAUCGAUGCCUAUGACGUGCAAUACACGACCAAAAGGAGCGAGUUGAAGGAGCUGAUAGCUUCGACGAAAGAACAGGUGGGAAACGAGUGCAGGCCAGUGCAGAAUCUUCUGUUUUCUGAGUGCAAGUUAGGGCUCAAUGACCUUCCAAACCAUGUUUAUGAAGUGGAUUGGGAUGUGAUAUUGGUGGAUGGACCGAGGGGGGAUUGGCCGGAAGCUCCCGGAAGAAUGUCUCCGAUCUUCACCGCUGGCGUUCUUGCCCGGAGCAAGAAGGGUGGGAACCCCAAGACGCAUGUGUUUGUGCAUGACUUCUCAGGGAAAGUGGAGAAGGUUUCUGGGAAUGAGUUUUUGUGCAAGGAAAAUUUGGUCGAGGCUACUCAUAGUUUGGGACACUAUGUGCUGGAAAAAAUGGACGAUAGUAGCGUUCAGUAUUGUAAGAAUCAUUCAUCAGGAUCUGCUUAGUUGGUGUCUUCAAUGUUACUAUAUAUAUAUAUCGUCCAUCUGGGUAUUUAAUAUAGUUUCCCUGUUUACUUAUUGGUUGGAGCAUGUAAAAGAUAAUUCUUUCUUUCUUCUUUAAUUUUUUUCGUUUUUCGUUUUCUGGCACCGAAAAUUGUAAUUUCUUCAAGGAAUUCAUGCUUCCAAAUUUCAGUUGAGGAUGUUUAUUA
Molecule: messenger RNA, 1269 nt
Organism: Glycine soja
Lineage: Eukaryota; Viridiplantae; Streptophyta; Magnoliopsida; Fabales; Fabaceae
Product: protein IRREGULAR XYLEM 15-like
Exons: 1
Coding region: 152-1066 (304 amino acids)
Biological process (GO): xylan biosynthetic process
Source: RefSeq, a predicted model, not a curated record